Manduca sexta (tobacco hornworm) is the source of this 1407-nucleotide messenger RNA. Its product is annotated as ras-related protein Rab-1A. The annotation marks the transcript as partial. NCBI's taxonomy places the organism in Eukaryota, Metazoa, Arthropoda, Insecta, Lepidoptera, Sphingidae. The record is from RefSeq and is a predicted model, not a curated record. Gene Ontology annotation, molecular function: GTPase activity; GTP binding. The transcript has 3 exons.
UUUUUAUUUACAAAAAUGAGGGUAAGGUCAAUACGAAUAAAGUGCAUUUUUGUACAUUACAGGACUCGUUCAACAACGUGAAGCAAUGGCUGGAGGAGAUCGAUCGUUACGCGUGCGACAACGUGAACAAACUGCUUGUGGGCAACAAGUGCGAUCUCACCACCAAGAAGGUUGUCGACUACACCACCGCCAAUCAAUACGCGGAACAGCUGGGCAUACCGUUCCUGGAGACGUCCGCGAAGAACUCGACGAACGUUGAGCAAGCGUUCAUGACGAUGGCGGCGGAGAUCAAGACGCGCGUCGGGCCGCCCUCCACCGGCGCCGCGCCCGUCGGCGGGCAGGUCAAGAUCGACCAGGGACACCCCAUCGACACCGGCAAGUCCUCCUGCUGCUGAAUGUGCCGCCUCAGGCUGGCGGCAACACGCAAGGGAGGUGGGAGUCGCGGACGCCGGCCGCCACACCCGUUACAUAAACAAAAUGCAAUUACCACAAAACUUUCACGAUCGCAUCAUUGUAAUUAUAAAGUAAUUAAAUAUAUUAUAAUAUAGUAGCGUGAGCGUACAACGGCGUCGUCGCAUCGCGCGAGCUAACUUCUGUUCAGUUGCUAAUGUCCGGUAUCGUUUAGUAUAGCAAACGAACGUGCAGUGGAUGGGUGAAUGUUUAUAUAUAUUGAAUAUCGUAGGUUAAUUUUGUGCUGUUUCACGUAUAAGAGUUACGAUGCAUAUAACUGAAGGCGACACGGACGUGUGCGGUGGUGUGAAGUGAGGCGAUCACACUCGCGAGCCGCGAGCCGAGCUGAGAUCAGAACACUCGUCGCUGUCCAUACGCGUAGGCUAACUUACGUUUCUAUUCCAGCUUGUGUUAAAUUUUAAUUUUCUGAUCACUUGAGGUACUAAUACUUAUGCACUGGGUGUUUAUUCGUAUAUGUAUAUUUACAUUUAUCGCGAAGUACCGGGGUUGUGCUAUGUUGAUGAUUUUGUGUUCACAUCACAAAAUUUUAGAUAUAGCCCGUUGGCCUUAGAUUUAGACAGAUAGUUAACAUGUAGCGAACAUACAAAAAUAAAAGCGGGAACAUAGUAUUAUUUAAAAGACAUUUCAUAUAUCAGCGUCACGUUGUGAUAAUUUGAAAUCUUUAUGACAGACCGGCGAUUCGACUGUUCGCGGUUCGAUACGAUUUUAUUUCGUCCUAUUUUUCGUUUAAAGUAUUAAGGAAUUAGAUAUACUAUAUAGCAGACAAUUGAAUUGUCGGUCUGUGUGUGUACUAUAAAUUAUUUUAUUGUAUCUAUUUACUGGAGUAUGUUAUUUUUGUACUAUCAUGCCAGCGUUAAGUUCACUUGAAAUCAAUCCGCUAACCCCCUAAUUCUGUAUCGAGGGUUUCUUAGAAAUUAAAACAGUAUGCUAUAGAAA